ACUUAAACCUCGCCAUUAAAAUACACUCUAGUCUAGGGUUUAUCAUCGUUAUGUUGAUUCUUUCACAGGGUUCAACAAUGGCGACCUUCAUCUCCACAACGCCAAAAUUAUCCGUCUCUCAAAUCACUUCCAGAUCUUCAAACCUCUCUCCUCCUCUCCUCCAUUUCACUUCUAAAUGGUCUGAUUUCCAUUCAAAUACCUCAUUUUCCUUUCCAUCCUCUAAGUCCCUCCUCAGAACCACCAUUUCCUGCUCCCAAUCAUCCUCCGCCGUACCAUCUCCCUCUCCCGCCGCCCCUCGCCGCCGCCGUCCAGAGUACAUACCUAACCACAUCCCAGACCCUUUCUAUGUUCGUGUCUUUGAUACUACUCUCCGCGAUGGCGAACAGUCUCCCGGCGCCACUCUCACCUCCAAGGAAAAGCUUGACAUCGCUCGCCAUCUUUCGAAGCUCGGCGUCGACAUAAUAGAAGCUGGAUUUCCUGCGGCAUCUAAUGAUGAUUUUGAGGCUGUGAAAACCAUUGCUAAAGAAGUGGGUAAUGCGGUGGAUGAUGAGGGAUACGUACCGGUUAUUUGUGGAUUGUCGAGGUGCAAUGAGAAGGACAUCAAAACUGCCUGGGAGGCUGUGAAGUAUGCCAAGAGGCCGAGGAUUCACACGUUCAUUGCGACGAGUGAGAUCCAUAUGCAGUACAAGUUGAGGAAGAGUAAAGAGGAGGUGGUGGAGAUCGCUACAAAUAUGGUUAAGUUUGCUAGGAGUUUGGGUUGUGAUGACGUCGAAUUUAGCCCUGAAGAUGCUGGCAGAUCUGACAGAGAGUUCUUGUACCAUAUUUUGGGUGAAGUUAUCAAGGCCGGUGCUACAACUCUUAACAUUCCUGAUACUGUUGGUAUAACGCUGCCUAGUGAAUUUGGACAGUUGAUUGCUGAUAUAAGAGCUAAUACGCCUGGAAUUGAAAAUGUCAUUAUUUCAACACACUGCCAAAAUGAUCUUGGACUUUCUACGGCUAACACCUUAGCAGGGACAUAUGCAGGUGCCAGACAAGUGGAAGUAACAGUCAAUGGAAUUGGUGAAAGAGCUGGUAAUGCUUCAUUGGAGGAGGUUGUAAUGGCUAUAAAAUGUCGUGGAGAGCAUGUUUUAGGAGGUCUUUAUACUGGAAUUAAUUCUAAACACAUCACUAUGGCAAGCAAGAUGGUGGAAGAAUAUACUGGUUUGCACGUGCAGCCACACAAGGCAAUUGUUGGAGCUAAUGCUUUUGCUCAUGAAAGUGGCAUACAUCAGGAUGGAAUGCUAAAACAUAAAGGUACUUAUGAGAUUAUGUCCCCUGAAGAUAUUGGGCUUGAACGAGCCAAUGAUGCUGGGAUUGUCCUUGGAAAACUUAGUGGUCGCCAUGCUUUGAAAGAUCGACUCAAAGAGCUUGGUUAUGAGUUGAGUGAUGAGCAACUUGGCAAUAUCUUUUGGCGCUUCAAGUCUGUUGCUGAAAACAAAAAGAGAGUUACUGAUGCUGACCUGUUAGCAUUAGUAUCAGAUGAAGUUUUUCAGCCAGAAAUUGUAUGGCAGCUUGGUGAUCUGCAGAUUACUUGCGGAACACUUGGUCUCUCUACUGCAACUGUUAAGCUCAUUGAUGCCAAUGGUGAACAGCACAUUGCAUGUUCAGUUGGAACUGGGCCAGUAGAUGCAGCAUACAAGGCAGUUGAUCUCAUUGUGAAGGAACCUGUUGAACUCCUUGAAUACUCAAUGACUGCUGUUACUGGAGGCAUUGAUGCUAUAGCCACAACCCGAGUUUUAAUUUGUGGUGACAACCAUAAAAUUGAUGCUAUAACAGGUGAACCAUCUCGACGGACAUUCAGUGGAUCUGGUGCUGGAAUGGACAUUGUUGUUUCAAGUGUGAAGGCCUAUAUUGGUGCAUUGAAUAAGAUGUUAGCUGUUAAUAGCCAGCAGUUGUCGACGACAAAAACGGUUUCUACAGUUAGGACUCCAGUCUCUGCAUGAUCCUGUAAAAAUGGGGAGAAUGUUAGCUACAGUUGCUGUUUACAGUUCGGACUCUCUAAUGGUCUUUGGCUUCAUUUUCUUGAAUAAUUUGUAUUUUAAUUUGAGAUUUUAUCUACGGAGUGAAAUGUUCAGGGGCUCGUUUUUUGUUUUUAUUA
This is a messenger RNA of Jatropha curcas, 2137 nucleotides long. Its product is annotated as 2-isopropylmalate synthase 2, chloroplastic. Gene Ontology annotation, biological process: L-leucine biosynthetic process. Gene Ontology annotation, cellular component: chloroplast. The record is from RefSeq and is a predicted model, not a curated record. Gene Ontology annotation, molecular function: 2-isopropylmalate synthase activity. NCBI's taxonomy places the organism in Eukaryota, Viridiplantae, Streptophyta, Magnoliopsida, Malpighiales, Euphorbiaceae.